CUGAAUUUCGAAGAACUGGCCACGGUCCUCACUGAGGUAGAAGCUGUAGUCAACUCCCGUCCAGUGACGUACAUUUAUAACAACCCUAAAGAACCAGAGGCUCUAUCUCCAGCAGACUUUUUAUUGGGACGUAAACUGAACACCCUUCCCCCACAUCACUUACCAGCAAAAGAUGAAGCAAGUUCUGGACACUCAGCGCGACGUUGGAAAUAUCGAUGCACUAUCAUAGAGCAAUUUUGGAGAAGAUGGAGAUCUGAAUAUUUGCUAGAACUGAGGUCAGCUCACAUCACCAAACCCAACAGUUCAAGUGGUUUACAAACCGAUGACAUCGUCCUUCUCAAAGACGACCGACUCCCACGGCAGAUGUGGAAAAUCUGCAGAGUUAAAGAGACUUUCCCAGGAAAGGACGGCAAGGUUCGAGCAUGCAGGAUUGUGCUGCCCAGUGGGGGAGAGCUCCGCCGUCCGAUACAGUUAUUAUACCCGCUG
Ixodes scapularis (black-legged tick) is the source of this 486-nucleotide messenger RNA. RefSeq lists its product as uncharacterized. Lineage: Eukaryota; Metazoa; Arthropoda; Arachnida; Ixodida; Ixodidae. The record is from RefSeq and is a predicted model, not a curated record. The annotation marks the transcript as partial. The transcript has a single exon.